UUGAAUUUUCUAGAAGUCAAAUUGUGGAUUUCAGAGAAGAAAGAAAAUUACGCAUUCAAAUUUUGAAAAAAACACCUUUUUUUUAGUUUCAGAUUGUGUAAAGAGGAAAAGUGGGAAUAAUGUAAAUUCUAUAUUUAGAGAGAUGUAUGUUCUGACAAGAUGAUCUGGAAAUAUCUUUUCUUCUUUAUCUACGCUCAAAUCAGUAUUCGAACAGGGCAAAGUAUCGGCUGCUUCAAAUGUACAUCAGUAAACGGAGAUAAUCCUGCUUGUGAAGAUCCUUUUCACAAUAAUGUAUCAGAUGAUUCUGGUGAAACCAUGAUGAUCCGAGGGUGUGCUCUGGACAGCGGUACAUUAACAACAGAUACAGAAAUCAUACGGAUGUCACAUUGCGGGUACUUUUAUUUCAAUGACAGAUAUGUGACUGGAUGCGUGCAGAGCUGUAACGAGAUGGACGGGUGCAAUGCCGCAAAUUUUCUCAACUGUACCUACACUUUAGUCGUCUUUGCUAUAGUAAUAACAACCUUUAGAAAUGUGUAGCAACCAUUAUCCAUUCAGAAAUAAAUUGAAAACAAAGUUA
Molecule: messenger RNA, 577 nt
Organism: Eurytemora carolleeae
Lineage: Eukaryota; Metazoa; Arthropoda; Copepoda; Calanoida; Temoridae
Source: RefSeq, a predicted model, not a curated record